Molecule: messenger RNA, 1121 nt
Organism: Hypomesus transpacificus
Lineage: Eukaryota; Metazoa; Chordata; Actinopteri; Osmeriformes; Osmeridae
Gene: tmem179aa
Product: transmembrane protein 179a, genome duplicate A
Exons: 4
Coding region: 19-720 (233 amino acids)
Source: RefSeq, a predicted model, not a curated record
CAGCUGAGGAGAGGAGCAAUGGCCCUUGAUAAUUUUCUUUUCGGUCAGUGCAUACUUUAUUUUCUUGCUUUUUUAUUUGGUUUUAUCUGUGUUGUACCGCUAUCGGAAAACAGCGAUGAUUUUCAAGGAAAGUGCAUUUUGUUCACUGAGGGCGUAUGGCAGAAUGAAAAUAUGACAGUCGGAAAGCAACGCUUCAUGAUCCAGGAAUGGGCAUCUGAAUCAUCCUGCCGCUUUAUUACUUUCGUCGGCAUCUUCUCCCUCAUUCUCUCUGCUAUUCAAGCAUGGCGGACGUUUUUCUAUCUUUGUAAAGGCCACGACGAUUCUUUCUUCCACGCCUUCCUGAACUUGCUGUUGAGUCUGCUGGUUGUGUUCUUAGUGUUUGUGGCCAGCACCAUCACCAGUGUCGGCUUCGAUUCCUGGUGUGAUGCUGUCACAGAAAACGGGGCCAUGCCAUGCAGCUGUGAGGAUCUGCAGGACACUGAUCUGGAACUUGGUGUGGAUAACUCAUCUUUUUAUGACCAGUUUGCCAUUGCACAGUUCGGCCUGUGGUCAGCUUGGUUGACAUGGUUAGCCAUCACGGUUAUGGCCUUCCUCAAAGUUUACCACAACCACCGUCAAGAGGACCUCCUGGACAGUCUGGUUCAUGAGAAGGAGCUGCUGCUUGGCAGGGGGUCUCCCCGCAGGGGCUCUGGAUACGACGAACGCAGUGGAAUGAUCUAGCAUUAAUACACCUUGGACCAGGAAGAAAGGCUAAUCUUCUAUUAGACAUUGAUUAUACACACAUUUACACAAAAAAGCUCUCCCAAUGCUGUUCUUCCAUCCAGAACAAAACAACAUAAUACAAAUAAAUAGUUCCCCAAGAUAAUUUACGGUCCCACAUCUCACAAAAUAACAUUACUUUCAAAAGUAAAAUAACAUAUUUAAUUGUUAUCGCAGUAGCAAAAUAAUUGUCAGCUUAAGUUUUCUGUUAUGUUUUAACAUGUUUAUCAUGACUAAUUGUUUAUCUCUGGUGCUUUUCUAUUUCGGCCCAACUAAUGCAGCACGUCAAGGUAAUCCAGUCCGGUUUCUCAGCACUCAAAGAUUUAUGAAUUCCCCAGGGGACGCACUCAAGUACAAAGAAA